GACCUAAAUUUAAUGUAUUUGACAAAAAUUGUUACGAUUCGUGAGAGGAGCAAUUUGUCAUGCAUGAUGCAUACAUCUAUCAACUGUCAGCGAACAUCCCAAUUGGAUGAUCAUUUUGACAUUUUCACCCUCACCUGAAUAACAAUCACCGCAACUGCCGCCAUUUCCGACAAAAAAAACCCAACCAGUCGCAUUCUCAUAAUGGGUAAGCCCAUAACACGAUCCCUCUCUCGUUCCCUUUCUAAACCUUCCUCCACUACACAAUCUGCCGCCGCCGCAACUAAUAUUUCCAUAACCCCCUCUUCUUCCUCUUCCAAAAUCCCAUUCCGAACCCGAAAAAUCCGAAAACUUUCCACCACUAAAACCACCACCACAACAACAACCACAACCGCUAGUACCAUCUCAUCUCCGCUUUCCAUACUUAAACCGUUAUCUAUCAAAGGCGAAAUCGACCUCGCUCUUGAACAUCUACGCAAUUCAGAUCCUCUCAUCGCGACUCUAAUUGAAACCCAUAAGCCACCCACAUUCGAUUCUCAUAGCCCACCAUUUAUAUCUUUAUCAAGAAGCAUUCUUUAUCAACAACUAGCUACAAAUGCUGCCAAAUCAAUCUACACACGCUUUCUGACUCUCUGUGGAGGCGAAUCCGGCGUCGUUCCGGAAAACGUACUAUCGCUCUCUGCUAAUCAGCUAAGAGAAAUUGGAAUUUCUGGUCGAAAAGCAACCUAUCUCCAUGACCUAGCAGACAAAUUUCGAAAUGGGUCUUUAUCAGAUUCAUCUAUUCUUGAAAUGAAUGACGAUACACUUUUAACUAGCUUGACUGCUGUUAAGGGAAUUGGGGUUUGGUCUGUGCAUAUGUUUAUGAUAUUUUCGCUGCAUAGGCCUGAUGUCUUGCCGGUAGGUGAUCUUGGUGUGAGGAAAGGAAUGCAGAGCUUGUAUGGGCUUAAAGAUUUGCCACAGCCAUUGCAAAUGGAGCAAGUUUGUGAGAAGUGGAGGCCUUACAGGUCUGUUGGGUCUUGGUAUAUGUGGAGGCUAAUGGAAGCAAAGGCAUUGACUAAAAUGGCUAAAAAGUAGUAACUCCAUCACAACACGGAACUGUUCUGCUUUUAAGCUUGUUAAUCAGGCUUUAAAAGAUCAGGUCUUCUUUUGAGCUUUAACUAAGGUCUGAUUCUAUAUGAUUAGAAAUAUAGUGGUUAUGUUAUGUGUUGUCUGUUGUGCUUAUUCUUUCACUUUUAUUCUCUUUGUAUAGUAUAAAACCUACAUUGCUUGUAUUGGUUGCUUUACAUUACAGUCUUGAAUUAUGAAUUGCAUAUGCUGAAUGAAGGAAUUAUGCUUGUACGGUUCUUUAUUGCGUAAA
Jatropha curcas is the source of this 1354-nucleotide messenger RNA. Its product is annotated as alkylbase DNA glycosidase-like protein mag2. Gene Ontology annotation, biological process: base-excision repair, AP site formation; DNA alkylation repair; base-excision repair. The record is from RefSeq and is a predicted model, not a curated record. Lineage: Eukaryota; Viridiplantae; Streptophyta; Magnoliopsida; Malpighiales; Euphorbiaceae. Gene Ontology annotation, cellular component: nucleus; protein-DNA complex. Gene Ontology annotation, molecular function: DNA-3-methyladenine glycosylase activity; DNA-7-methylguanine glycosylase activity; alkylated DNA binding.